This is a messenger RNA of Sclerotinia sclerotiorum 1980 UF-70, 1374 nucleotides long. RefSeq lists its product as hypothetical. Bases 1 to 1374 code for a protein of 457 amino acids. Lineage: Eukaryota; Fungi; Ascomycota; Leotiomycetes; Helotiales; Sclerotiniaceae. The transcript is spliced from 3 exons. Gene Ontology annotation, biological process: protein targeting to membrane; peptidyl-L-cysteine S-palmitoylation. Gene Ontology annotation, cellular component: Golgi apparatus; endoplasmic reticulum. Gene Ontology annotation, molecular function: protein-cysteine S-palmitoyltransferase activity. The record is from RefSeq and is a predicted model, not a curated record.
AUGUCUCGAAAAUGGGCUAGAAAUAUCACAACUUGGGCCGUCUGGGUAGAAACUACAAUUGGCUUUCUAGCAGAUGGCAGCAAAUCCAGUUGGAUCGGCAAAGGAACGUCAUUUUUAGGAAUCGUUAUAUACAUCCUCCUUAACUGGUCAUAUACCACUGCCGUUUUUACGAGCCCGGGGACGACUACAGCCGCGAAUCAUGGAUAUAGCGCCCUCCCGACACACAACCCUGUUGCGACAAACUUUACGGUGAAAGCGAACGGGGAAUUGCGCUAUUGUAAGAAGUGUCGAGCAAGGAAGCCAGAUCGAUCUCAUCAUUGCUCGACAUGCGGGAUUUGUGUAUUGAAGAUGGAUCAUCAUUGCCCAUGGCUGGCUACCUGUGUCGGACUGCGAAAUUACAAAGCUUUCCUCUUGUUCCUGAUAUAUACAACAUUAUUCUGUUUUCUCUGUUUCGCAGUAUCAGGUUCUUGGGUUUGGAGGGAGAUUUUGAGUGAUGGAGAAUAUACAGACUCGUUGUUACCCGUAAAUUACGUUAUGCUAGUCGUGGUGUCUGGAAUUAUAGGAUUGGUAUUGGCAGGUUUCACAGGAUGGCAUAUCUUGCUGUCAUCCCGCGGUCAAACGACAAUUGAGUGCCUCGAGAAGACAAGAUACUUAUCCCCGCUAAAAAAGUCGAUUCGAGGUCAACACAUCCCUGAAGAUCAGAGUCAUGGAACAUACGAACAGUUAGAGAGAGCCAGAGCAAGAAAUCGAUAUGAGGAAUAUCUUGACGAACAAGAUUCGGAAAAGUUGCCUAGUGCAUUUGAUCUUGGGUGGAGAAAAAACUUCAAGCACUUAUUUGGCUCCAGGGCAUUGUUAUGGGCUCUUCCAAUACCUACUACCACUGGAGAUGGAUGGAGUUGGGAAGCAAGUCCGAAAUGGCUUGAAGCCAGAGAAAAACUCGCUCGAGAACGAGAGGAACAAAGAAGCAGAGAAAGAGCAGCUGGCUGGGGCGAACCAACAUCUCCCAUAGUGCCAAGGUCAGAAGGAGCUGGCAGACAUUAUGUUUCCUACCCUACUCAACCCAAUCGAACAAAUCGUCUUCAAUCUAAAGCAGACCGAAUCUUGGGACGCGGUCCGAAUCAAUAUGUGGAUGAAGCAGACUCGAACGCCGUCUCCAUGCAAACCUUGCAACCAAGAGACAGCGACGAAGACCAUUACGAGAUUAGUAGUGAUGAGGAUGAAGCCGAGAGACGAAUCCUCGACCAAAAAGCUGCCGGUGGGUGGCCCCAAAGAGUUGGGGUUGUUACGAAUACAUUACUAGGAAAUACGAUAGCACGACAAAAAGACGACGCGAAAGGAUGGGAUGGACAUGGGCAUGAUGAUGAUGUAGAUUAG